Molecule: messenger RNA, 3049 nt
Organism: Dicentrarchus labrax (European seabass)
Lineage: Eukaryota; Metazoa; Chordata; Actinopteri; Moronidae
Gene: ptafr
Product: platelet-activating factor receptor
Exons: 2
Coding region: 96-1277 (393 amino acids)
Biological process (GO): chemotaxis; G protein-coupled receptor signaling pathway
Cellular component (GO): membrane
Molecular function (GO): platelet activating factor receptor activity; G protein-coupled purinergic nucleotide receptor activity
Source: RefSeq, a predicted model, not a curated record
CGCCUAUUCAGUGUUACCGUACAUUAUAGCAACUGUGGCAUUCACAGUGUUCACAUCUUGAGACUUAUUAGAGGACAGGAAGCAGUCUGACAGAAAUGCUGGCCUCAACUCCAGAACAAGUUGCUGUAACAGGAACCUCAGCUCCAGGCUUUCCACCUAGUAAUAACUCAACCUUCCUGGACUCCGAGUUUCGUUAUGUCCUCCUCCCAGUUGUCUAUGGCAUCGUCUUCAUCCUCGGCCUCUUCGCUAACAUCUACGUGCUGUUUGUCCUGCGCUGCCUCCGUGAUGCCAAGGCCAUGGGCGAAAUCCGCAUCUACAUGACAAACUUGACCAUCGCUGAUCUCCUUUUUGUGUGUGCCCUUCCCUUUUGGAUUGGCUAUUACAGUCGCAAUGGUAACUGGGUCUACACAGACUUCAUGUGUCGGCUGACUGGCACGUUGUUCUUCAUCAACACCUACUGCUCUAUCCUCUUCCUCGGAGCCAUCAGCGUCAACCGAUACUGGGCAGUCACUCGACCUCUGGACGCGGCCUCUUCAGACCACAGACGUCGUGGGAUCAUUGUGUGCGUUGUCAUCUGGGUGUUGACCAUGUCCAUGGCUAUUCCAUAUCUGAUAUCUCCAGGGACAAAAACUGAUGAGAACGAUGUUAUCCGCUGUUUUGAGGGGUACCAGAAUGAAACUGAUUCUCAGAAGAAAACAGUGGCUGCUACUCAUUUUGCAAUAAUUGGAAUGUUUUUUGUUGUGUUUUUCCUCGUCGUGGUAUGUAAUUUCCUAAUUGCUCGAGCAUUACUUUUGCAAAAUCCUCCCCAGUCAGAAUUCAGGUCUACAACAAUUAUGUCUAGAAAGUCCAACAACACCAUGUCGUCCUCAUUUAGAAGGCCAAGGGGGGUGAAACGGAGGGCUCUGCAGAUGUUGUGGGCAGUGGUUGGAGUGUUUGUUCUGUGUUUCCUGCCCCACCAUGUAAUUCAAGGCCCCUGGACACUGGCAGUGUUGCAGAUCAGUCAGGGUUGGGGCCACGUAGAGUGGGACCAGAAGACUCUUCAGUUGCUCAACGACGCACAUCAGAUCACCUUGUGUCUGAUGGGCCUUAACUGCAUUUUGGAUCCUGUAGUUUAUUGUUUCGCUACAAGGAAGUUUAGAAGGUUCAUCAUGGCCCACAUUAAAAAGCUAGGAAAGGGAGAUGGGUGUUCACACACGGUCACCUCACAGCUCUCCAUGGACAGCAGGAAUCACAGCCAGAGACUCCAGAGUGAGCACCAAGAGCCUGAGAUGGAUUGACUUAAACAUACGGAAUAUAUGUACUAAAUUUUUGUAGAUAUAUGUUGCUUGUGUGUGAAAGACUUUUCUCAUGUUGUCGCUCAUAAAAGAUGACAAAUACAGUAUUGUGUUGCACCUCUGGAACUGUAGUUUAUCUAUGUAAUUUAGUGUUGGUGGCUCCACAUCUUCAGAUUCUCUUUUAAGAAAGUUUUAUGUUUUAGUGUCUUUAUCAGUCUGUGAAAUCAACUGAUGAGACACCAGACAAUGUGAAUCAUCCCACGGGUUGGGUUUGUUUUGCCCAAAAUAGGACAAAAACAACAAAUACACUUGUAUACCAAGCCUAAUCAUCUCUUUUAGGAGUUAAGAGUAGACCAUGGCCAAAGUAGGGCAUUAAAAACAAAUACACAGUUUAUUGUUUCGCUACAAGGAAGUUUAGAAGGUUCAUCAUGGCCCACAUUAAAAAGCUAAGAAAGGGAGAUGGGCAUUCACACACGGUCACCUCACAGCUCUCCAUGGACAGCAGGAAUCACAGCCAGAGACUCCAGAGUGAGCACCAAGAGCCUGAGAUGGAUUGACUUAAAAGUUUUGUAGAUAUAUGUUACUUGUGUGUGAAAGACUUUUCUCAUGUUGCCACUCCUAAAUGAUUAUAUAUACAUAUCAUUUAGUGUUGGUGGCUUCACAUCCUCAGAUUCUCUUUUAAGAAAGUUUUAGGUUUUAUUUUCUUUAUUAGUCUGUGAAAUCAACCGAUGUUCUGCCCAAAAUAGGACAAAAACAAGAAAUACACUUGUAUACCAAGCCUAAUCAUCUCUUUUUGGGAGUUUAAAGUAGACCAUGGCCGAAGUAGGACAUUAAAAACAAAUACACAAGUAUACAAAGCACAUCUGCAACUAUUACUUUUUAUCUAUGUAAUGUAGUGUUGGUGGCUCCACAUUUUUAGAAUUUCUUUUAAGACAAUGUAACGUGGUCAGGACAUUUGUCACUUGACAUUUGAUCUCAGCAUAGUGUAGGAGCUGCUGUCUGCAUUACACCCGUCCUUCUGCACUUCCUGUGUGAACUUCAAACUCAAAAGCAGAAGCUUUGCAAGCAGAAGUACAUUAACAAAACAUUUCAUACUGAAAGUUCAACAGGAUGUCAAUUUAUCAGUCUGUGAAAUCUGAUGCGACUUAUGUUAAGUCCUCCCACAGGUGUGGCUUGGCCCAAAAUUGGGCAUCGGUAGAGAAGUCAAGGUAAAUUCAGAGUAAAUUCAAAGAGUGGACCUGCUUAUUAGAUUACACACAAACACACACACACACACACACACACACACACACACACACACACACACACACACACACACACACAGUAAACUAUGAUAAGAUUGUUGUCUCCCAUCAGAUAAGUUACAGUUUUUCUAGCUUUGCCUGGACAAGUUAUAUCCGGUAUUGUGAAAUCAGGGAACAGAAGUAAUAAAGCUAGAGCUACGUUUCACCUCUGGCACCCAAUAUUGUGACAUAGGUCUCAUGUUGGAAAAUCCCAUGAUUCACUGUGACAAAGGAAGUCAACCUUUAUUAUUAUUCAGUGAUCUGCUGUAUAUGUACAAUACUGUAUAUUUUUUAUAUUUAUUUUAUAUUGUGAGCUUACAUGCUGUUGGAAAACAGAUUUAUAAUGUUAUUUUUAUUCAGUGGAACAGCUUUUGUAAUUUUGUAAUGUACUCAAAAGUGUGUGUAGCAUUAUUUUCAUCUUCCAAAAGUCAAAGAUGCUGCUUUUAUUCCAUAUAACCAACUUGUAAUAAAAAAUGCAAUUUGUGUCUUAAA